AAAUAGAUGCCACCAACAGAUUUGCUGCACAGUUCACACUAGGACGUCAAGCACGCCAACGGGGGUGGAGUACAGACAGUCUUGGGUCAGACGACUUUAAGAGAAAACCGCUACAUAGACGGCCCUAGUUGUUAACUAACAUCCAAUUCGUUAUUUAUACCGUUUAUUUUAAGGAAACCAACGGUCGUCUGACAUAGGCGGUCAGUUCACCAGACAUUGCUAUGGCCCAGGAGACCAAUCAGAGCCCAGCUCCUAUGCUCUGUGCUACCGGCUGUGGUUUCUAUGGCAACCCCAGGACUAAUGGCAUGUGCUCCGUUUGCCACAAGGAGCACCUCUCAAGACAGAACAAUGGAGGAAUCAGUUCCCUGAGUGCUGUGGCGCUCUCCCAAAUGUUCGUUGGUGAAAACCAUCAGAGAGACCAAAAGCUCGACUCUCUUUUAGGCAGCAGCAGUGGCUCCACAGUCGAGGCUUCAGCAAUCCAAAGGUUAGAGGCCACCUUGAAUAAUGCUGCAGCAGCUGCCGUGGCUGCAGCAGAGGUUGCAGCUGAGGCGGCAGCUUCAGCCGAGGCUGCUGCAACUGAAACUUUCAGUGGGAUGUCAACAACUAUUUCUGUAACACAAAAGAUGGCUGAGAUAAGUCUGUCGUCAGAGGACCAAGGAGCAUCGGGGAGCAAAGCAGAACUCACGGAUCCUGUGACGAGUCAGACCACAGUCACAGCCAUUCAUCCCUCCACUGCUGGCAGUGAAGAAUCCCGAGCCCCGGAGCCUCCCAAACCCAAAAAGAACCGUUGUUAUAUGUGCCGCAAAAAGGUUGGCCUGACAGGUUUUGAGUGCCGCUGUGGGAACCUGUUCUGUGGCUUUCACCGUUACUCAGACCAGCACAACUGUCCGUACGACUACAAAGCCGAAGCUGCGGCCAAGAUUCGCAAAGAGAACCCGGUGGUUGUCGCCGACAAGAUCCAGAGAAUAUGAGAACUUUGAUUUCUUGGAUCAGUGGGCUUUACUUAUACAAAAUGGACCCAAAUUGAGCCCAACCUUCUCUGAUGGACCCCGGUGUUCACAAUCAAUAUCAUGGUUUUCUUUCCACACGUUCAUAUUUCCAGCUACUGUUCUUUGUGUGAUUUUUUUUUUUUUUUUUUUUUUUUUAAGAAGGUGUUAGAUAACAGUUAAGAGGGAUAAUGGGGUCCAUAUUAUGGUAUCCAUCCAUCAAUUUUCUAAUACUGCUGAUCCUGUGUUGCCCUUGAUUGGAAAAAAAAAAGUGAUUUUAUACAAAUCAGUUGAAGGUUGCCUAUUGAUCCCUAUGAUCCUCCAUAGGGAUAACUUAGGUCAGAUUCUUGGGCUGGACUGGAGACUGUUACUGCUGUUUGCUCGUGAUGCCAUCCCAGCCAUGCUUGCUCUCUGCUGGCAUGAGUAGCAAAGUGGAUAUUGGACUUUUCUUUUUUUCUUCUUAAGUUUGUCCCCUUGUUCAGAAUUUAACUCUUCUGAGCUCGUCAGAUAACAGCGUCCUCUGUUUGCAAGUCUGUGCCACUGGAUCUAUCCACCCCCACCCAUGUUGCUAACAAAAUGUUAUACAACUGUUGGAGCGUUCCCGUGUGAAUUUUUGAAGUAGAUCGGAAUGUUGGCACAGCAACCUCAUUUUCUUUUGGUCCUUAAUUAACAUGACCGUUUCUUGUAUUCUCAUUUCCCCCCACUGUUUUUUCACCAAUGUGUGUGCGCGUGUGUUGUCAUAUGACAAGUAGCCUAAACUUGAAUAAUUUGUUUUGCCUUUGACAUGGUUUGGUCUCACUAAUAUUUUCCUUUUUGACUUCACUUUUGAAUGCUUUCUGCUGUUUUAAUGUGAGUUGAUGUUCACAAUGUUGGAAGUGGUCAAUUGCUGUUUCGAUAUGUGUAUCCAAACACAUUUGUCGUGGGAAAAGUUUUGAAUGGUUGUUGACUGAGUAUAUGAGAUAAGUAGUGUUUGCUUUUCAUGGAUUAUUUUUGUCGGGAGAUGGUCUAGCUGCUUAUUCCCAUGGUUUUUUCUUACCCUUUUAGUUAUGCAAGUUUGUACAAACAUCUUUAUUUAUAUACUGCCGUAUGCAUAAUCUUAAUAAUACAGAGUAAGUUGUAUGAUGUAAAUAAAAUGUGUUCACAAACAUUA
Messenger RNA from Phyllopteryx taeniolatus (common seadragon), 2136 nucleotides. RefSeq names its product AN1-type zinc finger protein 5-like. The transcript has 7 exons. Gene Ontology annotation, molecular function: DNA binding; zinc ion binding. The record is from RefSeq and is a predicted model, not a curated record. NCBI's taxonomy places the organism in Eukaryota, Metazoa, Chordata, Actinopteri, Syngnathiformes, Syngnathidae. Bases 222 to 971 code for a protein of 249 amino acids.